Messenger RNA from Baudoinia panamericana UAMH 10762, 1129 nucleotides. RefSeq lists its product as uncharacterized. The record is from RefSeq and is a predicted model, not a curated record. Bases 98 to 793 code for a protein of 231 amino acids. The transcript has a single exon. Lineage: Eukaryota; Fungi; Ascomycota; Dothideomycetes; Mycosphaerellales; Teratosphaeriaceae.
GGGGUUCAGCUCCGAAACAUGUAGUCACCCCUUCGCACCGCUCGUAGGAGAUACUUUCACGCUUGAUUGCCAUUGCUGAUCUACCACACUGCCAAAUAUGGCUUCUCUCACCUCCACACUAAUGCGUCGUGACAGCCCCCUCAUACUCGGCCUGAAGAGCUUCACAGUCGGCACCACGCUCUUCCUCGCCGGCAGCAUGGCCACCGUUUCAUUCCAACUCAUACCAGGCCUUAUCCUCGCCACGCAACAACGGAACAAGCUCUCAUCAAAUACAGAGACCGGACGCUUAACCCCAAACCCAACUUCUGACUCCAAUAAGCAGCUCCACCUCGGGCCUCAAGCAGUCUUGACCGGCUCAGUUGCGCCCGCGGCGCUGCAUGCCGAUAGCGGCUAUAAAGUCGCCGCGAUUCAAUUCGUGCUCAUGUCCAAAACGGCUUUCGCAACCCAAGUCCCGCCCGAGCUACUAACAAUCAUAGCGUCCGGCUUUCUGACAUACCACUACCGCGCCGCGAAGCUACCAGCGAGCAUUUGGGCAAAGUGGGCCGCAGUUGCGGGGUUGGUGACCGCCAUCUUCCCGCUGACGGGUGGGUUCAUGGUACCGAUUGAUCAUAAGAUCGCGCGGAUAGCGGGCGAGGAGGCUCAAGUGGAACCUUACGAGGAUGCGCCGCCGGACAGGGAAGCGGAGAGGAGUAAUGCGGAGGCGUUCUUAAGGCAGUGGGGGUUAUUGAAUAGUGUGAGGGCAGUUGUGAUGGUGGCGGCUGGUGGAGUUGGGCUCUGGGCCUUGUUGGAGUAGAAGGUGAAUGCGCGGGACAGGAGCUCGACAGUCUGGCAGCCUACCAUGUCUUUCGCUGCGUUAGCCGCGACUAGCCUCAGCAACGCCCAGCAUCUGUGGUGAAGCACAAGCUGCGAUCGAGGGAUGAAUCAAGCGUCGCAAUACAGCCAUGGCCGAGAUGAACGCCUGCAACUCAAGCUGCGCAUGGUUCAUGGACAUAGUGGUAGGGCCCGUCAGAGACCCCUCAUGCUACGACUUCCUCAGCAUAGACUGGUUCACGCCUCGGCAGCUGCUACGGUAGGCGCGACGACUUGGUCCCAGUGGGAAGUGGGUACGAUUCCGCUGCUGCUUUCCUCA